This is a messenger RNA of Fusarium poae, 462 nucleotides long. RefSeq lists its product as uncharacterized. NCBI's taxonomy places the organism in Eukaryota, Fungi, Ascomycota, Sordariomycetes, Hypocreales, Nectriaceae. The record is from RefSeq and is a predicted model, not a curated record. Bases 1 to 462 code for a protein of 153 amino acids. The transcript has 2 exons.
AUGUCCGGUCAAUCACCAAUCCCUAUCAUUCUUUGCGGAAAGACCGAGUUUAUUGGUCAGAGAGUCGUUGAGGCAUUGAAACCUGAGAUUGAAGUUGUCCACUUUAUUCUCCCUGGAGAAUCAGGAAAAGUUAUCAUUCCCGAACUCCUACGCGGUAAUCCGGCGCCCUCUCAUCCCGACACGAGCAAGAUUGGGUCAGGAAAUUACACGCAAAUUCCCGAGGCUGUGGUAUUAGGCGGUGCGUUCGAGGACGCAGAUAUAGAAGCAUUGCGCAAUGCUGUCAAGGCUGUGGAUGGGACGCGCGGUGUAGCAUGGGUUCGUCAGGAUACUACUCAACCUGCACCUCCGGUUACAUCGCCAGAGUACGCCAAACUCAUGACAAAAAGGACAAAAGAUUCAGUCAUUCGCCUGCAUAAAGACGUCAAGUUGGACAGAACCAAUGAUAGAAUUGAGUGGUAUUAA